CUUAAUAAUUAAUUUUGUAAUCUUGAUUCAUGAACCUUUUGAGCCCCCAUAGAUUCCAUUAAUUUCAGCUGCUUCAACUACACUUAAUUAUUAUUCAUUAAGUAUAAUAAUAACUUUAUUGUCUUUAUUUUUUCAUGAAUGCUGAAUAUGAAGAAGGUUUAUUUUAUUGAUAAUAGAUAAUUGUUUUUUCAGCUUCUAAUUAGUUACAUGUGUUGUUGUUGUUGGUGGUUAAUUAAUAGGUGUAGGUACACGUGAGGGUUCAAUUGUGGGAAUUUGUUAUAUAUGUGAAUUGUUGAUUCUUUCUCCCUUAAGGUUGAUUGUGAUCAUUUGAGUAAUUAAACUAAGCAUACAAGAGAUUCAAUAAUUAAUCAUGUGCGACACUACGUUUGGAACUAUUACUAUUGAUCAACCUCAUAAAGGUAUUGAGAUUGAAUAUUUGGAGGAGGAAAAGAAGACAGGGCUUGAAUCCUUAAAGAAGGUAGCAAGAAGUGCAUCAUCUAAGUUCAAACAUUCAAUGAAGAAAGGGCGAAGGCACAGCAGGGUUAUGUCUGUUGUCGAUGACUACGAAAUCGAUACAGAAGAGUUGCAGGUAGUCGACUCUUUUCGCCAAGCGCUUAUUUUGGAAGAGUUGUUACCAUCAAAACAUGAUGAUCAUCACAUGAUGCUAAGAUUCUUGAGAGCAAGGAAGUAUGACAUUGAGAAAACAAAGCAAAUGUGGGCAGAUAUGAUCCAAUGGAGAAGGGAAUUUGGUGUUGAAACAAUCAUGGAGGAUUUUGAAUUCAAGGAGAUAGAUGAAGUUCUAAAAUACUACCCUCAAGGAACACAUGGAGUUGAUAAAGAUGGAAGACCUGUUUACAUAGAAAGGUUGGGUAUGGUUGACUCUAAUAAGCUGAUGCAAGUAACAACUAUGGACCGGUAUCUAAAGUACCAUGUAAGAGAGUUUGAGAAGACAUUCAAUGUUAAGAUGCCUGCUUGUUCAAUUGCAGCAAAUAAACACAUUGACCAAAGCACAACUAUCUUGGAUGUGCAAGGACUGGGUCUAAGAAGUAUGAAUAAAGCUGCAAGAGAUCUCCUACAGAGGCUUCAGAAGAUUGAUGGUGACAACUAUCCUGAGUCCUUAAACCGUAUGUUCAUCAUCAAUGCUGGUUCUGGAUUUAGGAUGUUGUGGAACACUGUUAAGUCCUUCCUUGAUCCCAAGACUACCUCCAAAAUCCAUGUUCUAGGUAACAAAUACCAGAGCAAGUUGCUUGAAAUCAUUGAUGCCAGUGAACUUCCAGAGUUCUUGGGGGGUACUUGUACUUGUGCAGACAAAGGUGGUUGCAUGCUUUCUGACAAGGGACCAUGGAAUGACCCAAAAAUCUUGAAGAUGGUUCAAAAUGGUGAAGCAAAAUACAGAAGCAAACCUUUCUUCAGGAUCGAGGAGAAAACAAUCAUCGAAGACGUAACAGCGUGUCAAAAGAAUUGUGAUUCUUUUAACAAUGAAUAUGCUCUUGAGGAGGCAUGCCAUGCUAUAGCAAAAGUAGCAAAACAAUGUAAUGUAUAUCAGUUUGACACCGUGGUCCCAAUGAAUGAAAAAACUUGGAAGGAAGCUAUACAAAGCGAUAAAAAAGCACUUUCAGAAGGUUGCUUAGGUGACGAUGUUUGCGAGACUUCUAAUGGAAUUGGAAAUCAAUUUAUCGGUGGAAUCAUGUCCAUUGUUUUGGGAAUCAUAACGUUCAUCCGAAUGUCGCGUAACAUGCCAAAUAAAAUGACUGAAGUUGGUGAUAACUCAGUGUAUUAUAAUGGCGAUAUGAUGAAAGUACCUGUCAUUUCCAUUGAUGAUCAUAUGGUUAUGAUGAAGCGCAUAGCUGAUCUAGAAGAGAAGGUGAAUACUCUCAGUAUUAGACCUUCCAUGCCACUUGAAAAAGAGGAAUUGCUCAACAGUGCUUUAAAUCGUGUUGCUACACUAGAGCAAGAGUUGGCUAUGACCAAGAAGGCACUUGAUGGUGCACUUGUUAGGCAAGCAGAGCUUCAAUCUUACAUUGACAAAAAGAAAAAUAAGAAGAAAUUGUUCUGUCGGUAACAGUUUGACCUCAAAUAUUAAGAGUAGUUAAGAGUUGUAAAGUUGGCGGCUUCCUCUUUCAAUAGCCCCAUGGAUACUACUGCAUUCAGCUAUGUAUAACUUGUCCAUUAUUUUGACUGAUGUUUUAUUUUAUGUAUAAAAAAAUAGUGUGAAUUGAUAUUAUAA
Molecule: messenger RNA, 2227 nt
Organism: Cicer arietinum (chickpea)
Lineage: Eukaryota; Viridiplantae; Streptophyta; Magnoliopsida; Fabales; Fabaceae
Product: phosphatidylinositol/phosphatidylcholine transfer protein SFH3
Source: RefSeq, a predicted model, not a curated record